Messenger RNA from Hyla sarda, 7282 nucleotides. RefSeq names its product adhesion molecule with Ig like domain 1 (gene AMIGO1). The coding region runs from base 577 to 2097 and encodes 506 amino acids. The transcript has 2 exons. The record is from RefSeq and is a predicted model, not a curated record. Gene Ontology annotation, molecular function: protein binding. NCBI's taxonomy places the organism in Eukaryota, Metazoa, Chordata, Amphibia, Anura, Hylidae.
CAUCCCUCCCUUAUCAUCUAUACCCCCCUAGUCUCCCUCCUCCUUUUGUCUUUUUCUCCCCCUUCAUUUCUCCACCCUCUUCCCUCUAUCUUUUUUGUCCUUUUCACUCUCUCUCAUUCUCUCUCCUCCCCCAGCUCUUUGGCACCAAUAACAAGAGGGAGAUCAGCAGUGGUUGCAGCGGACGAAGCUUUCUGCAUACGACGGACAGAGAAGAACUGCACCUUGCCUGCGACACAGGGAGCUAUGGUACAGAAAGGAACUCAGAGGAACAGAAAGACAGGGGAUUGUUUUCGUCAAGUCAUUACCCUUUAACCUCUUUAAUGAAUCUGUCUUUGGUCCCUAACAUACUACAAUGGAGCUGGACACAAAAUUAUUUUAAAAGCUGGUGGUUUCAAGACAAAGAGUAUGGGCUAAUUCAGUAACUUCUAAAGACUUACUUUCAACAUAAUAAGAUAAAAGACACAAGAAUGUGUGAAGUGUUUCUACUGUCCCGUGCCAGUAAAUAUUUACCAUCCACCACAGUCUGGUACAAUGCAACAGAAUUAAGUGUCUGCUACCUGUGACCCAUCUCUCACUAUGUGGCUAUCCUGUGUCUUCUGGCCACAACUGUUUUGGGCCUUCAGUCUCUGCUUUCUUGGAGAAAUUAUGACAGUGUUAGAAGCAUCUCCACUAAACUGCCAAGAUACCUGUGUUUGUGCAAGUGAUGUGAUUACUUGCUCCAAGAAAGAGCUGGCUGUGAUCCCUAGUGGUCUACCAAAGUAUAUAGCAAUGCUGGACCUCACUCACAACAACCUGGCACGUGUGCGUGCUGAAUGGACGCCAGCUCCACUGAAGAGAUUACACACUUUGUUGCUAUCACACAAUCAUUUAACUUUUGUAUCAUCGGAGGCUUUCUAUCUGACUCCAAACCUACGUCACCUAGACCUAUCCUGUAAUAAAUUGUAUGCACUUGAUGAGAAUGCAUUUAGUGCUUUGGAAAACCUAGAGGUUCUUAUUCUUUUCAAAAACUCAAUUGUAGAAAUUGACCGUAGUGCUUUUGAUGAUAUGAAGCAUUUGCAGAAGCUAUAUCUGAGCUACAAUUUAGUGACACGCUUCCCUAUUGAACUUGUGAAGGAUGGGGAAAAAUUGCCUGAGUUGUCAUUACUUGAUCUCUCUUUUAAUCAAAUAAAGAUCCUGCCAGUGCCACAACUCCGCGUGCUGCCUGCCUGGCUCACCAACAGGCUUUACUUACAUGGAAAUCAACUGACCUGCAACUGUGAAUUGUACGGACUGUUCUGGAAUUGGCAUGUUCGACAGCUGGCAUCCACUGUGGACUUCCGAGAACAGUUACGCUGUUACCCACCCUCCCAGCAAAGAACUGUUACCAUAAAUGUAUUUUCCCUCAAUGAUAGUGAAUUCAUCAACUGCAGUAUUGUGCGAGAGAGUGGUUUGGAAGCAUAUCUGGACGAUACCGUGAUUUUAAACUGUGACACUAAACAAAGAGAAGUUAGCCAGAUUUGGGUAACGCCUGGAAAUGAGAUACACAAACAAAAUGAUGGGGAUGAAACAAAUAGCAGCAUAUCUGUUCUAAAUAAUGGCAGUCUGCAAAUACGACAUAUCCGUUUGGCAGACAGGGGCACAUAUACUUGUUAUGCUCAUGGUGAGGCACUAAAUGAGACUCUAUAUGUGACACUCAGUGUUUUUAAUUUGACAAGACACGUACACCCAGAUACACUAAAUACUGCAUAUACCACUCUAGUGGGCUGUGUGGCUAGUGUCAUCCUAGUUCUUAUCUACUUAUAUUUGACACCAUGCCGCUGCUGGUGCAGGACAGGUGAUAGAGAUCAAGGAGAGGACAGGGACAGUAUCCGUUCCUCAGUCCUCAGUGCAACACCCAACCAUGAGACUACCAGUGACAAAGCAGCUCUCAGUCGUCAUGUGGCUUUUCUGGAGCCCCCUGGAGACCUUCGAGGUCAAAAUGGAAAACUUAAACCAAAUGGCUCACAGGAUGCACAUGGGAUAAAGAACAACUCACUACAACCUGCAUCCCCACAUAGAAAACUUUCAGAUCCUGGAUCAAUAAGUUCUGUGUUUUCUGAUACCCCUAUUGUAGUGUGAGGGGUGAAUGCAGAAAUGAUAAAUUAUGAAGGGUUGCAAAGAACUCAUAAGUACUUCAACUCUAGAAUUAUUAUCAAAAAUCUCCUGAAAGCGCAUGUGCAUGUCAGGCUAGUAGUAUUCAUCAUCCAGGAGAGAGAACCAAGAGGGUAAGAAAAGAUUUAAAAACUGGAUUGGGAAUGUUACUAUGGUAAGAUUAUUUAGAAAAACGUUGAAAAGUAUCAUACACUUAAAAGUAGGAAAUACAUAGAGAUUACAAGGACCUUGAGGGGUGAUAAAAACAUGUAUUAGACCUAGUCUAGCUGUAGGAAAUCAAACAGAUUGGAAGCAUAGUAUAACAUGAAACUUAUCAGUUUUCAGUCUAAUAAGCAACUAGAUCCAAAAUAUCAUUUAGGAACAAUUUUAAGAUUUUUUUUUCUAAAUCUUAACCUCAUUUGCCAUAGCAAAAAACACAAGUCAAACUACUUGCCAUAGCCAUUAGGUGCUGUUGACACAGAAAGAAACUCAAAGAUAUAGCACAUGUUCAGGCUGGAGUCUGUACUGUGCAUCAGUGUUAACUCGGAGUGCAGAUAAGUCACUUUAGACUCAGGUUCGUGUCAGUUAUGAAAAGCACAUGCUUAUAGAGUAGCUUGAAAGUAAUACAAACAAACUGUUGACUUAAUUGUUAGUAUAUUACUUAGCACAGGUUUUCAUAUGUAUACAAAUAUCCUGAAACUGCCCUUUAUGCUUCUUAUUCCUUAUAAGUGAACAUCUGUAGUCCAUUAGAUUUGUAGUCUUGGGAUUUUGAUGUCAAUGGUGUAAGAUUGGCUGAAAACUGUUGACUGUUCUGUAAAGUGAAGCAGCUGCAUAAGAACACUCAGCCAUGUUCCAUUACCUCUUUAUGUGUGAUACCUUCUUUUUUCCACAGGUGCUCACAGGUGCUGACUCUUUAGUACAACCUAUAUUCUGUUACUGUUUUUUAUCAUAUUCCUCCCACUACAAAUUUCAAAAUCUGAAGGUGCCAAAAAGGUGGCUUGCUUGCUUACUUUAUGAGAUACAUUGGGCUCAGAGCCACAUUAAGUGUCCCAUACACAUUAAAGAGCUGAAGGCCAAUUGUUCAUUUAGCAAUCUGCAACGCCUCCCGACUCGCCAAGAGUAUGUGUUUUCAAUAGUGCAAAAAGGAACAAGCUGCUGACAGACCUCUUUAGGAGUGCUUUGUCUCCUAUAGAAAUACAAUGUUGGGGGUGUUGAAAUCACUUAACACCAACACCCUGCUUUCCUGUUUUAUGUAGAAGUCUGGUUACCCCAUACACAUUAGAUGGCCAGUGAUCCUGACAAAAUUAGCAACUUCAGCCAACAUUUACCUAAUGUGCAUGGGCAACCUUAGAAGCUCAAUUCUGAAUUGUAGAAGCUCAAUUCUGAAUUGUCAAAUUAAGUCAUUUAUUUAUUGAUGUUUAUCUGCUGCCUUAUGCAUACUUAUAAACAGAUAUUAGCAAAAAUCGAUUUAUUUUAGUUGUCUAUCAUGUACCAAUUUAACCUAAAUUGAGCAUUCACAUAAGAUUACUGUGAGAUGAGGAUUUAUCAGUCAUCCUCCCCAACCUCCUCCUGAAUAUGCACAAACAGGGAACAUUGGAAGACAGAUAUAAACUGUGAGACAUUAAUAGCAGAUCUUAUCUUUUGACUGAAUAAAAUCAAAAUGCCAGAUAGACAGUUAAGAGGCCCCAUACCCAUUAGAUAUUAAAGGAAAUCUGUCACCAGUGUCACCUGCACUAACCUGUCGGUAACGACAGGUAGUGCAGGUCCCACUGAUGACAACGGUACUCACGGUACUCCUGUAAUCUUCUUCGGUAUCUUCACUCCGGGCACAGGCGGAGCUUAAUGACAUAACCACUGCUGCCCGGGACACUGCAGAAAGCAGCAGUUUGUCAGCCCUUUUAUUGGCCUUCACAUUUAGAAAUAAAACAUCAUCAUUAUGAGCUGAGGAUUGUCAGAUUCAGGCAAUGACUGUUACACGUUUACUCACUUUUCAUGUAUGCCAAAAUGAACUAUGAGUAAAUGGGAAACGGCUGUCUCCUGAAUCUCACAAUCCUCAGAGCGUGAUGAUGUUUAAGAGCUCAAUGUGAAAGGCAAUAAAAGGAUUAAAGGAUACUGUUAAGUGCCACGGUCUUUCUUACAAUUCUCAGAUCAAGUUUGUUAACACUGUCCUGUAGAAAAUUGCUAGCAAGGUCCCUGGGGGUUGGGUUUUCACAAGAAAUAAACACAAGUAGCAGUGCUGAUUUAAUUGAUUGCCGGACUCAACAGAACAGUUGAUUAAUUCUUGGCAACAAACAGGUCAUUUCCAGGUUACAUGGCCAGCUUAAAGCUAGGGCAACCCUUUGAAGUGGGAUUUCCAGUCUUUACUAUUAGGACAGCUGCAGGCCACAGGCGUAUACUAUGUUGUACAACACUCAGUGGAGAGAAUUUCCUAUAACUGUCUAAUUCUUAGACAGUGCAAACCUAGAUUAACAGACUUUAAAUGUGCCAGAUUUAACACAUUGGCUUAGGCUGAUUGAUAAAUCUGACUGUCUAGUCUAAGUGCACUGUCAAUUUUUAGUUUACACCAGUUAUGAGUUGACUUACCUCAGGCAAAGGUAACAAAAUGCGCUAAAAACUUUGAUGCAUUAUUUUGGCACAUGGCAUGGUAUUUUGGGCCGCACACACUUUCAGCCCAUUCUACCCCCUUUCCCGAUAGGCCAUCCCCCUUUGUCAGUGAUGCACAUGUUCCUGUACUUUUUGGCACAUAAAAGCAUAAUAAAUGCCUAAAUUACUGUGCACAGCAAUUUUCGAGCAUGUAGAGCCAACAUUCUGGCAAAGCAAGCAUAGUAAAUGUGGGACAAUGUAUUUCUUUGGAUAGCAACUGUAGCUCAAUAGCUAAAAUUGGCAAAUCUCGCUACAAAAAGUAUUACUUGGAUGGCAGCAAUAAGAAGCCUAGCUGAUAGAUCUUUUUUAAUAUUUACAAUAAUGAAAUAGAACCUUUAAAUGGUAAAUAAAUAUUGUGAAAUCAAAGUCAUAAAUAUCUAGCCUUCUGCAAAAAGGAAAACGUUUGAUAAAGUAAAUGAUCAGUCAUAACAUUGAAACCACUAACGGAUGAAGUGAAUAACGAUGAGCAAGUCACCAAUCAUUUCUUGAAGAUGGUCAUGCCGAAAGAUCUGAAUGACAAGGACGAAUUUGUUUUGGCUAGACCACUGGGAUAGAACAACAGGUCUUGUGGGGUGUUCUCACUAUACAGUAGUUCGUAUCUACCAAAAGGUGGUCUAAUAAAAAACAACUGAUGAACCAGUCAUGGGCGCUCAAGGCUCAUCAGUGUGCAUGAAAAGCUAUUUCUAACCCAUCAGUUUUGUGCCCACAGAGGAGCUCCAGUAGCACAAGUUGCUGAAAAGUUAAUGUAGGCUAAAACAGAAAGGUGACAGCUUGCUUUAUGUGUAUGGGGCUAUGUGGCUGUAGAUUGGUCAGAAUGCCUGUUCUGCCCCUUUUUCACCAACAAAAGUAUCUACAAUGUGCACAUAAGCACAAAAACAGGAUCAUGAAACAAUUAAAGAAAGUGGCCUAGUUUGAUAAGUUACAUUUUCUGAGUAUCAUAAGGCUGGCAGAGUGCCUAAGCAUUGCUUACCUGGGGAAGAGAUGGCAUCAGGAUGUACAAUGGCAAGAGGUCAUCAGCAACACUGUGAUUCUCUGGGCAAUUUUUUGCUGGGAAUCUGUUGGUACUGGCAUUCAUGUAGAUGUUAAGUUGACACACAGUGUACCACCUACCAACACAUUGUGGCAACCCAUUCUUACGUAAGCAGGGCCUGGAAUUUAUUACAAUUUCCAUGUUUUGGUUUGUCCGCUUGCUUUUUUUAAGAUUGAUCACAGGUCAAUAGGAUUGAGAUCUGGGAAGUUUCCUGACCAUGGACCCAAGUUCAAUGUUUUGUUCACUGAAUCAAUUUGUUAUCUUGCCUUGUGACAUGGUACUCCAUCAUGCUGGAAAUAAGUGUUGUUCAUCACCAAAUUGCUCCUGGAUUGUUGGGGGAUGUUGCUCUAGGAGGAUGUUUAGAUGCCAAUAUUUAUUCAUGGCAGUGCUUCUAGGCAAAAUUGUGAGUGAGUCUACUACCUUGGAUGAAAAGCAAUCCCACACAUGAAUGGUCUCAUGAUGAGUCCUGGCAUGACACAUAACUCAUGGUAGCAUUCACUUUUCUUAUCCGGACAAUCAUUCUUCCAAUGUCCCAAUGUCUAAAGGCAGCUUCAUCUCAGAGAAUAACUUUACCCUAGUCCUCUGCAGUCCCAUCCCUGUACCACCUGCAGAAUGUCAGUCUAUCCUUGAUGUUUUUCUUGGAAGAAAUGGCCACUGUGCUUCUAUACUCCAGGACAGCCUCUAAAAUCCUUCACCUCACUGUGCGUGCAGAUGUAUUGACCCCUGUAUGCUGUCAUUCCUGAGCAAGCUCUGCACUAAUGCUUAACCAAUCCCAAAGCUGAAUCGUCUUUAGGAGAUAGCCUUGGCACUUGAUGGACUUUCUUAGGUGCCCUGAAGCCGUCUUCAUAGAAUUUGAACCUUGCUGAUUAAAGUUCUUGAUCCAAUAAAUGGUUGAUUUAAGGGCAAUAGUAAUAGCAGCAGCCAAUAAUUGCUUGUGUCACAUGCAAAUGACACAUGUGGUAACCGGGCCAGUUGGUGCCAUGUGUAAGAGAACCCUUAAUCACCUUAAAAACUGCAAGCAAAACAAUCAAUUGUAUUUAUUUCAGACCACUGAGCAACCCGGAUACAUUACUGGAACAUAUUUCAAAUGCCUCAUGAGAGUUAUUUCACAGAUACUUAAAUAUGAUUGCACUGGACAUAUAAAAUUGUGUAGCUAAGAUGACAGAAAUAAGUCAAUGAAAACUAUACAGUAUGAUUUUAUGUAUUUUUUUACUGUCAGUUGUGGAAAAAACACAACUAGAAAAUUCAGGCACUUUAUCAGUGAUAUCUGUGUUUUAAAUGUUCAGGAUUGGAGAAAUGCCAUAUACAUUCUUUAAUCAACAAUCUGCCUUCUAUGUUAUUCCUUUCUUCUUCUAUGUCUUACUGUAUGUUUACCCCUGUAAGCAGCAAAGAUCUGCUCCCUGUAUUAAAUAUAUAUACAUAUAUAAAUAAAUAUAUAAAUAUAGAUUUUAUUUAUUUAAAUCCAACACAUGGCUGAAUUGUUAGUCUGAAUUCUGGAAA